AUGGAACCAAAGCAGGCAUGUGCAGCCAAGUUAAGAGUAGUCAUAGUCGGCGGCGGCCUUGCUGGGCUGACACUUGCGAAUGCACUACAACAUGCCAACAUCGACUACGUGGUUCUUGAGAGAUCCAGUGACAUUGCGCCCCAAGUCGGUGCUUCGUUGGCCACGGCCGGCAAUGGCAAUCGCAUCCUUGACCAGCUUGGUGUGUAUGAGCAAAUGCAAAAAGACAUGGUACUGCUGGAGUGGAUGCACGACAGAAACUCUGAUGGGAUAAGCUUUUCAAAACACGACGCUGCCCCCUUGAUGCAUAAGAGACUGGGCUACCCCAUUAGCUUUCUCGAUCGGCAGAAGAUCCUCGCCGGCUUGUACGACAAGAUCAAGGACAAAUCGAAAAUCAUUCUAGGCAAGAAGCUUUUGACGGUGGAGCAGGUAGCAGCUGGUAUCAUAGCCACCUGUGAAGAUGGCUCCUCCUUUAAUGGGGAUAUCAUCGUCGGCGCAGACGGUGUCCGUAGUAAAGUACGCAAUGAAAUGUGGCGGUACGCGGACGAACACGAUCCUGGAAGAUUCAACAACGCAGAAAAGCUUUCAAUAAAAUCUGAAUACAAGUGCCUUUUUGGCAUCUCAAAGGGACUCAAAUCGCUUGACCCCAAAGACUAUCAUAUUACGUACGGAAUCGACAACUCUUUUCUCACAGCUGGAGGCAAGGAGCAAAAGACAUACUGGUUUAAUUUUCAGAAGAUGGACAAAGAAUACCAAGCACAGGAUAUCCCACGAUUCUCGCAGGCCGACACCGAAGAGUAUGUUGCUGCGAAUAGGCAUCGAAAAGUGACGGGAGACGUCACACUUGGCGAUCUUUGGGACCACAGGAUCUCAGCAACACUACUCGCCCUAGAAGAAGGUUAUUUUGAUCACUGGACCUCUGGUCGCUUUGUUUGUGUUGGGGACUCUGUUCACAAAAUGACACCUAACUUAGGCCAGGGCGGCAAUAACGCAAUUGAGAGCGUAGCCGCUCUUGCGAACAGCUUGAAAAAGAUGAUCGAUUCGACAGAGCCCGGUACUAGACCAUCCUCGGAUGAUAUUCAGCAGGCGCUGUCAGAGUAUGAGUCUCGACGUGCUCUCCGAUCUAAAGUGAUCCUCACUCUUGCCAACGGAACAACCCGUACGCAAGCCUUGAGGAACAGACUAGAUUGGAUACUCAGCCGAUAUAUCGUGCCUUCAGCAGGCGACUUUUUCGCCAAUCUCGCCUGCGGCAAUAUGAUUGGAGCUGAAAAGCUGGACUACCUCCCUGUUCCCCCGAGAUCUUUGGAGGCAACAAUGCCUUACAAUCAAGCACAGGGUGUCGGCCAUUCCGAAUCUAAGACACGGAGAGCACUGAUUGCUUUACCCUUGUUGAUCCUGAGUAUUCUUGCCUGGUUGACUAUGGCACCAGUACUUGAAGCAUCGAUUGAUAUUGUGGUUAAUAAAUCAGUGGUGCCCCGGAUGGUGGCACAGCUCAAUGGUGUAACCCUUGACUUGACACAGUCCGUCUAUCACAUUGCUAUCCUGGGAAACAAAACCUUACCACUUCGUGAUAUGUUUCUGCCGGCCAUCUUAGACGUUGACCCGGCACUGCGAGCAAGAUUACUCGGGUUUCUGAUAGAAACGGCGCCAAUUUAUAUGAUAUGGCUCUUCGAAGCUUACCGACGCUCAAACGUUCUUACUUUCUUGCAACUACCACUUGUCUUUGCACUACUUUUCCAAUUCCAUGGGAUUAGCGUGGUAGGACCAAUAUACUUCUUCCUUCAUUACAUCCACUCCCCCAUUGAGAGUUAUGCAGCCUCUGAUCUGCGGUUGGUCCGGAUGAACUAUGCAAAAUCGAUCCCGUACGCUGUGAUUUGCGGUUACAUUUUGCCAACAUUUAUCAUAUUUAAUUGGCCCAACUUGAACCAACGGAUACUUUUCACGGAACUGUGGCAAUUAUUUCCACUCUGGACGGCCAUCCUACUCGAAGGCUUCGCGCUUUGUGUAAAGGACGAGACCCAGCAAGUCCGGCUUUCAAACCCCAAAGUAGAUUUGCCCUAUACACGAUUUGCAACAUGUACUAUUGGCUGUAUUUCAGCCGCGGCCCGUCUCCUGCAUAUUAUUUCUCGGCCUGCGAGCUUGGUCGACAGUUUACAGGCAUAUGUGCAAUAUGUACCAGAGUUGUCUGACCUUACCAACGGCGUCGUCAAAGUUUGCAACUAUGACUAUUCUCUAUUUUUUGCAAGUGGGAUUAUCUGGAUGCUACUCUUAUUUCGCGACCUGAAGACAGCAGGCAUGGAAUCAGUCAAUUGGCCAAAAUUACUAAUAUGUCUUGCAGUCUUACUGGUCAGUUUUGGCCCAGGUGCAACUAUUCUCGGGUUCUGGUAUUGGCGCGAGGGAGUAAUUGCAGAAAAGAAGGAACGAAAUGCUAUUGUAGCGACACUGUGA
Molecule: messenger RNA, 2445 nt
Organism: Clonostachys solani
Lineage: Eukaryota; Fungi; Ascomycota; Sordariomycetes; Hypocreales; Bionectriaceae
Source: the annotation of a GenBank genome assembly